UUGUCCUGGGCAGAAUCCGGCCGAGCGAGGCCUGGCUGCCGCUCUCGGGACGGGAGCUCCGGUUCGACCAGGCAAGGAAAGACUGGGGGCCGCUGUCUCCGGCGGGUUGGCCUCAUGAGGAAGGUUAAGUGGCAGUUUGUGUGGAAGAGCAACAAGAUGUUUUGAAGUAUGACAGAAGUACUGAUGCUGCACCAGAGGCUAGGAAUAUUAAUGGCCAAAUCUAGCAAUCACAUGGUCUUCUAAAGAAGUCAUGGGUAGCUGUUGUAGCUGUCCAGAUAAAGAAACUGUCCCAGAUAACCAUCGAAACAAAUUCAAGGUUAUUAAUGUGGAUGAUGAUGGUAAUGAAUUGGGUUCUGGUAUAAUGGAACUUACAGACACAGAACUAAUCUUGUAUACCCGUAAACGAGAUUCUGUCAAGUGGCAUUACCUCUGUCUGCGCCGCUAUGGCUAUGAUUCCAACCUCUUCUCUUUUGAAAGUGGCCGAAGAUGUCAAACUGGACCGGGAAUAUUUGCUUUCAAGUGUGCCCGUGCUGAAGAGUUAUUUAAUAUGUUGCAAGAGAUCAUGCAGAAUAACAGCAUAAAUGUGGUAGAAGAGCCAGUAGUAGAAAGGAACCAACAUCAAACAGAGAUGGAAGUUCCCCGAACUCCCCGAACACCUACCACACCUGGGUUGAGUGGUCAGAGUUUACCUAAUGGGUAUCCAAGAUAUCCCUCCUAUGGAGAUGCUUCAUCCCAUCCCUCCAGCAGACACCCCUCUGUAGGAAGUGCACGUCUUCCUUCAGUAGGUGAAGAAUCAACACAUCCUUUGCUUGUAGCAGAGGAGCAGGUCCAUACAUAUGUGAAUACAACGGGUGUACAGGAGGAAAGAAAAAACAGGCCAAGUGUGCGUACACCUCUUGAACGAAGAGUUUCUAAUGCAGAAUCAAGCAAGGCAAAAGAAGAAGAAAAUUGUUCUGAGGACAGAGAUGCCCAGGUUGUACUGGAGCCCGAAGGAGUCAAGUUUAUUUUGGGCCCAACACCUGUCCAGAGACAAUUAAUGGAAAAAGAAAAACUGGAAUCAAGUGGGAAUAGUACUCAAGCUAGUGGGAACAGUACUGAAACUAGUGCAAGCAGUAUGCAAGCUAGUGGGAGUAGUAACAGUGAAUGGGACACUGGAUACGAUAGUGAUGAACGCAAAGAAGCCUCUUCUGGUAAUAAACUAGCAUAUGAAAAUGUAAAUAGAUUGUCUAUACCUAACGCUCCAGGGCUCAGGAGAGGUCGUCUGAUAUCAUCCAGUAACUCCGAUACCCAGAAUAUCAACAAUUCAGCUCAAAGGAGAACUGCAUUGUUGAAUUAUGAAAAUCUGCCAUCUUUGCCUCCUGUUUGGGAAGCCCACAAGCUAAGUAAAGAGGAUGACGACAGUUUAGGACCAAAGACCCCUUCUCUGAAUGGCUACCACAAUAACUUAGAUCCCAUGCAUAAUUAUGUCAAUACAGAGAACGUAACAGUGCCAUCAAGUGCUCACAAAAUAGAAUAUGCAAGACGGCGGGACUGUACACCUACAGUCUUUAAUUUUGAUAUUAGGCGACCGAGUUCAGAACACAGGCAGCUCAACUAUAUACAGGUUGAUCUGGAAGGUGGCAGUGACUCUGACAACCCUCAGACCCCAAAAACUCCUACCACUCCUCUUCCACAGACUCCAACCAGACGCACAGAGCUGUAUGCUGUGAUAGACAUUGAAAGAACAGCUGCUAUGUCAAGCUUGCAAAAAGCACUGCCACGGGAUGACGGUACUUCUCGGAAAACUAGACAUAACAGUACUGACUUGCCUAUGUGAGCCUGGAAAGUGUUAGUUAAAUUUUUUGCACCUUUGUGAAGUUUUUUUUAAUUGAAUGAGUGCUCCAUUUUGAGUUUUAAAUGAUAUUACCUUACAUAGAUUUGUUAGAUUUUUUUCCUGAAUAUUUCAUGUGUGUGUUUAACGAAAGGGAAUUUAAGGUAGCAUAUUAAAUAACACUGUUUCAUUUUACAUUUGUAGUAACAGCUUUUGGACAGCAUUGCCAUAUUUUAUAGUGCCUAUUUUAUUGAUUAAAGGUUGGAAUAACAUGCCAGUUUUGACAAACCAGCCAUGCCUGAAGUUCCUAGAGGCUAGCAGGUCACUUUAGUCUUUCAUGGUUAUGUCCAUAGACUCACAUCUGCCAGUUGAAUGUCAUGCGUCAUAAAUGAGAGAUUCUCUGGUCAGUUUUAAUUGGAUUUUUUAAAAAACGGUACAAUUUCUUCUGUCCAGAAGAAUUGGACUGAAUUACUCUGGCAGAAACUAGAACUUAGUUGAUAGGAAAGAACUGACAACAGUCAUUCUCUAAAGACCUCUAUAUAGGAGCAGCUUGUUACACUGCUGAAGAGUGCAACUCUUUAUAAAGCCGGAUUUAAAAAUGUAAUAGCAUAUAAGGUGCCAUUUCUUAGAGUGACUGGCUUGGGAGGGAAAAAACCUGAUGAAAUCAGCAAUAUUGUAAGCAUACAAGGAUCAUUUAGCACAGUUUUAAACACUUCAUGAAUUAAUGACCAGAUGCACUUUAAAACCACCUACAAGAAAUGCAGCAACUAGAAUUUGAGGAACAUGUUCUGUUGUAGCUUGCAUUUCAGGAAGUCUAUGCUGCAGUGUUUCUUUUUCUCUAUCAGACUGAAAUUAACAGUGACUAAUGUGAAGCAGGUAUCCCAUUUGGAGGAAAUAGUUGGUAUUGUGCUGAAGCGCUAGAAGCUCUUUGGCCAGAAUCCAAAGGCCAAUGUUCUGCAUGUGCAUUGGGUGUUUCCCACUGCUUUCUACCCAUCAAAGUUACUCUUGAAAGUCAGGGUAACCUCCCAGAACAGCCCAGGGUAUAGAGCACAUGUUACUGUAAUCUUGCUUGAUGCUAAAGCAGAUAGAAACUGAUCAGUGCAUGGGUGGGAGAUCUCUUUGGAAUCCUAUGUACACUGCCUUGAGUUCCAUAAUGGAAGAAAGGUAGGAUAUAAAUAUAAUAAAAACAAAUACAAUUCCUAGUAACUGGGGUGGGGUGGGGGAAGCAAGCAACCCCUUAUCUCACAGGGAAAACCAUCUGCUCAUGCAUUGAUUCCAACCCAUGUAAUUGUGUUAGACUUGUUUUUAGCCAUCUUGGGGAAAGUUUGCACCUUGUGCAAAGUUUGCUUGUCACUGUUGGCAUGUGAGACAUCACAACAGUAUUCCCUUUCAUCAGAGUCUGAAAUCAGCCUUCUAUUAGGCCCACUACAGGUUUCCAAGUGGCAGCUUCAGGUUCUUCUGUACAGUUGUACUAAACCACAUUUGUGAUGUGGUUCACAAUUAUGUUGUAUCUAUACUGAGAUCCUUCAAAUUUUACUUUACUCUUCCUUUCUUCAGUUUUCAUUUGUGUGUCUGUGUGUACAGUAUUUAGAUUGCAACUAUUAAUUUUGUACAUAGACUUUGUUUGAAAUAUUUUAUGUGCUUUGUCUUAUUCAAUUUCUACAUUGCCAUGGCUUUUGGAAGGCCUUUUGGUAAUAUUGUCACUAACAGAAAAACCUUAUUGAUUGCAUGCACAAGGAAAGAAGAAUUACUAAUAGCUGAGGUUGAGAAGUGCUGUGGUGCCUUAGAAAAUAACUGGUAUGUGCUUUCAUGCCUUGGUUUCUUUCAGAAGCAAACAAUUAUAGGUCAGUUUUGUAGUUUGAAGGCUGGAUUUGAGUACAUAUGUGAUGUACUGAGGCACAUUCUGUAAAUAGUAGUGCUCUUCGGUUUUGUGAGACAGAGAUCCUGGUCCUCUUCCAUCUGUAUUGGCAGAUCGAUCUCGGAUUCUAGCAAAAAUCCCUUACUAUACUGCCAUAGUCUCCUUGUUUUGUGAUGCUGGGCUGCUAGCAGUAUGUUCUUUCCUAAGCAUUGAGCUUGCUGCCACAGCAAGUCUUGGUACCUGAGUAGCUGCUAACAGUACAUACAAUCCCUGAAAAUAAUUUUAAAAACACAUUUGUUGUCAAUAGCUGAUGCCUUAACUACUGCUGAAUCUUCCCAGUACAUUCUAGCAUCUUUUGAUCUUCCCUGGUCAAAAAUCCCUCUGCUGUAGGAUAAAGAAGCACAUAGGGUUGCAUGCUCAGUGCAAGACUCAUGCAAUACCAGCUAACACAGGCUAACCUGAACCUUUGAUAGUAAAGGAAGUAAUUGAUAUUGUAAAUUAUUGUGGGACACUUGUCCUGGAGUACUGAAUAAACCUGUGUGCAACAGAUCCAGUUUUUUAAAAAAAGCUGUCUUUGCAGCGGGUGAGCAAAAAGAGUUGGAGAGCAUCCUGGAAAAUACGCUUUUCUGUUCAGUUUUAAACUUCUAGCCUUCAUUUCUGUAGUAGAUUAGGCGGCUGUAUAUUGCCUGCACUAACUUCCUGGUCAUAUUAUAUGGGAAUGUGUUCAGAUAUCCUGCUAAAUAUAGUAUAGAAAUAAUAAAAGGGAUGGUUCAUUGUCAGAUAUCAAGAGGGUGUUAAAUAUCUUGUCUUUUCUAUCCAUCUGUGAAAAAGUUUGGUAUAAAAAGCAGCUCUGGUUUUGAUCAGCAAUGCAAGAGACUGCUGACACUCAAGCCAAUGGCAGACCAAGUGUGUCUGAAUAAUAUGUAAGCCUCUUGACCUAUACGGUAGCAAUCUGUGCUGUGACUGCCAAUACUCCAUGCUGUUCAGGGCCAGGAUCUUCCUUGGAUACGUGGAUAUUGCAAAUUGUACACUAGAGUGCGCUAGGUAGAAUAUGCUACCAUUUUCUUUCUGUAUGUAAAUCCUCCAUUUCAUUAGUUUCCCCAAGAAUUGUCUUUGCUUCUUAUGAACCUGAACACCACCUGCUUGCAUGCAUGUUGGAAAGAAACUAGGAUAGUUCUUUCGGAUUUUCGAUCAGCUAAAGUAGUUUUCAUAGCUUCUUUCCCAUCUUUUCAGUAAAAUUAGCUGGUUUGUCAAAUUGAUGGUGGAAAGUGCCAUCAAGUUGCAUCUGACGUAUGCCAUGUGCAUAGGGUUCCAGGGCAAGAGACGAACAGAGGUAGUUUGCCAUUGCCUCCCUCCCUGGUCUUCCUUGGUAGUCUCCCAUACAGGUACUAAUCAGGGCUUACCCUGCUUAGCUUCCAAGAUCUGGUGAGAUCAGGCUAGCCUUAGCUGCUAUCGGAUCACAAGAUAUGCACUUUACUGGAGACCUAUCAAAGUUGUGGCAAGAGGUUCAUCAUCUGCAGAUAUGGGGCUCCUUUUUCUUUGUCAUUAGUAUUAAUAUUUGGAUUGGACUUGCAGAUGUGCUUAGUGGGAAAGCUCCAAACAUAUACUUAUAGUGGAAAUAACCAGCAUAACAAAAAAAAUCCCUACAAAAUCCUGUGAAACGUGGCAACACUAUUCACCCAUGUGAUACCCUAAAAUAAUGCAUGCAUCUCUCUGGUACCUCUGUGAUAUAACUUUAGCAGUCAGUGAAUCCUUAACUCAUUAUUAUGAAAAAGGUACACGUGUGUGUGCUAAUAUUUCCUCAUUUUAGGCCUUUACAAUAUAAUUUUGGAGUUUUAAAAAAAAGUACCAGAGCCUUUGUGACAGCUUACCAUACUAACAAGAAUAAAACCUCACCAGUUUUAAUAACAAGGAUGUGCUUCAUUGUUUUGGAAUUCUGGAAGCCGUCUCUAUAAAAUCAUAGAUCUAGCUCUUGGAUUAAUGAUUGGUCUGUAUUAGGUGUCGGACCAAAUCCUAUUAGGCCUUGCAGUCAAAUCUGUAUAUUGAUCUUACUUUGUAUGUUUUCCUUCAAAGGGCCAUGUUCCCAAAGAAAACUGGAAUUGGGGCAAAUAGGGGCACAAUGGAAGGCAGGGCAAAGUAAAACUGAACUGUGCUGGCUGCUGGAAGCCUGUUCCUUGGUUACAGAAAGUCCUACUGAUCCCCACUCCUGCUUCAGAGAUUCAUCAGGUGUUGCAUCUCUAAAAUUGUGCCACAUGUAGGCUUUAAAAAGAAAAAAAAAAGAGCUUGCACUGAGUCUGUAUUGGAUGCCACCUUCUGUGCUUCAGCAGUUCUGUAAACAUACACAAUAUAUACACAGCCCUUACAAUCCAUGUCCCAGACAGUUACCUUGUUUAUUUCAAUAACCUCAUCAAUUGAAUGGAGUAACUUUCUAUCAAAAUGUGCGUGAAGAUGAUAUUGCUAGCUGUUAGAAUUUUACCGUGAAGCUGUGUUGAUAUAUUUUUGCGGAAGGCAUGACAAAAAUGGUCAUAUCAAAUGUAGAAGCUAUCUAUUGUUGCCAACCUCCAGAUGUGACCUAGAGACCUGAAAUUAAGACUCAUCUAUAGACUAUAGAGAUCCAUUCCCCCUGGGAAAAAAUGGCUGCUUUGGAGGGUGGACUCCAUGACAUUAUACGCUGCCUUCCCCAGACUCCACCCCCAAAGUGCCAGUAAUUUCCCAUCCUAGAGUUGGCAACCCUAGUAGUAUCACUGGAGGGCAGAUUAUUUUGGAACAAACUAAUGCAAGGGCUGUAUCUGCUUCAUUGUGUGUUGGUUUUUUAAUAAAAAACACGUACCACUGAUACUUGUGCAGAGAAGGGAGCAUGGUUGGUGUCGCAUCUCAUCAAUCACUGUUUGGUGCUCAGCUUCCUGAUUUUCUUGCACAAAAUCAUGAAUUUGAAAAGGCACAAGUAUUUUUCAACGUUAGUGGGGAUUGAGUCUUUCCUGUUGUCACUGUUUAUAGCCACCUCAUUCACUAUCAGAGCAUCUGUCUUUCCUUUCACUAAUUUUCAAUGAAUUUGCACUAUUCUUCCCAUUCACUUAUACACCUUAUAUAUUUUGGCUUCAAACAGCAGGCUUUAGUUUCUGUUUCAUAAUCCCAUAAAUCUCCGAUGUUCCAAGUUCAAAAUUGUCAUGUGUUUGUGUGUUGUUCUCCCUUUCCCCCAAUCUUCCCCCUCCCGCCCCACUAGACUUACUCUUAAACACUAUGCUGAAGGUAGGGAGUGUGUGGUUGAAAAUGUAUAAAUUCCAGCAGUGGGAGAUUCCACACAUACAGGAUAUUUGUCAAGAUUUAUUUCUGGGCUAGAAAGGGAAGGUGUAAAAUGAUACGUUAAAAAAAAGUUGGUGCAGGUAAAGCUUAAAAGUGCAGGUUGCACAAAGUUUUGUCUUGCUGACAGUAUAGAAAUGAGUAGCCUGAAGUUUAAAAGCAAAUAAUGAAGCCCUGAAUUAUAUUUGCAUACUUAAUUAGCAAUAUUGGCUAGAUAAACAUUUUCAGCUCUGUAUUGAUGCUCUUUUCCAUCGUUAGAGCUAGCCAAUAAAGAGUUUAAUUGUUUCUUCAUAAAUUGUCAGUAACUUUAGAUCUAGGUUAUUACUUUCUUUGUGAAUAGUACCACAGUUAUAUCUCAUGGUAUUUCCAUAGUAACAGAAGAAUCAGAGACUAUAUUUAAGUUGUAAUGAUGUUAAUUUUCUCCUCGUGCUAACAUUCUUAAAUACAAACGGACAGAGCUCCUUUACUUUUAAUAAUUGCACACAAGUGGAAAUUUUAGGUCCAGCUUUUCUAGCCUGUCAGUUUUGUCCCUUUAACUGUUAAAUGUACAUGAGAUCUGUUCUCCCUCGCAAAUUGUAUGCAUCAUAUCCCAUAUGCCCCAGGAAUCCCUUUGGAAAUUCUUACAAAAAAAGAACUAUGUUAAUAUGGAGUUAAGGUUCCUGAUAUCUGUUUCAUGGUAUAUGUGCAAGCAAGUUAAAACUUCAUUUUACAUUAUUUUUCAGUCUUAUCUCUCUCUUUUUUCUGAUAAUGCAGAUCAGCAUUAACUGAUCCACUUCAGAAUGGCUCUGUCCACAGAUAUUAAAAGGUCUUCAUAAUUACUGCUCUUGACGUGUGGCCAAGAUGUUUUGCCAAAUGUGUGUUCUAUAUUAACACAUGGUUUUGUGUGGAAGUAGAUUUAAAUUUAAUACAGCAUUGCCUUUAUAUUUCACACAGUGUGAGUUUACUUUUAACAGUAUAUUUGCAAAGGGCAUUUAAAUUGUAAUUUUCAUACUGGUAAAUUAUAUAUUUUGUAAAGUAUGUUCUUUCUGCUAUAUCCAUUACAUUGUAUCUUUUUCAUAUAAACAUGAACAUAGGACCAUCAUUCACAAUUAGAUUGUUAGGUUUCUUGACAGAGGAUAGUCUUUCAAGUAUGUUAAGGACUUGUCACAAGAAAGGUGGUUUUCCCUGAUCAGCUGUUUUGAACCUAUCACAGAAGGGCCAGACCUUCAGCUUACAGAAGGUCUACAUAGCUUUCUAUUUAAGGCAUACAUAUAUCCUUGUUGCUUUGGUUGAAGUAUCUCAAGGCUAUAUGAUGAGCCUUAAGCAAUAUUAGGACAACCUGAUGAUUCCUGUAAUAUUGUGAAAUUAGCCACAAAUCAGGAUUGGUAAUGCCAUUUUCCUUUGUGCUUGUGAAGAAGGGGAUUAUUUGAAUAAAGUCGCAUCUUAGUUCCCUCCCAUGUCUCAGCUCCCUUCUUUAGGCAGAAAAUUUAAAGUCUUCCAGCUCAUGGCGUGUAUGUUCUAUUAGCAGAGAGUAUGAAAUGUCUAUGUCAAACAAGAUGAUGUGGUUAGCAGACUUCACAAAUGACUAUUUUAAUUCUGUUAAUGGUCAGAGUGAGAUUACUGUCUGAAUUUUGCUUUUCUUAGUGCUUUUUUAAAGGCAUUUUUUUCUCUGUGUGAAAUACACUUUAAAAAUGGAGAAGACCCUUCACUCAGGAAUUUCUGUGUACUUUGCUUUUGUUUUUAAUAAUGGGUGUCAACAACCUUAACUCCCUGUUAAUUUCCAAUGCAAUAUGUAUAAAUAUAUAUAUAAAUAUAGUAUAUAAAAUACAUAUAUAUGGUACUAAUUCUGUAUUUUCCCUGAUAUUUGCCAAACCUUGAAUGCAGGCAGUUGUCUUGGUUGUAAGACAUUGAUUGCUACUGAAUGUAUAGGAAAUGCUUCCAUUUUGUAAAAGAAAAUAGUGUUUGUUACAUAUACCGUGAUUUGGUGUGUCCCAACCAGCAAGUAUGGUGCCUUUCUUUCUUUUUUUUUUUUUAAAAAAUUAAGCAUAACAUUUCAUUCCAUUGUAGCAUCACCUGCAACCAUGUCUUCUGAAACAUUGUUUGCCUCUUUAACCACACAGUGGUUCUCAAGUUACGGUACAAAUGAUCUAAAUCUUAACAUGAAAACAGACAGUAGUUCAGUAAUCACCAGUGUGCCACAAAUGCAUUUAUGAAAUGCAUAAAUAUACAUUUCUAUAAAAGCCAAAACUGUCUUUGUAUGUUACUUUGUCAUUACAUUGUAAAAUACUGUAAAGUUGUAUGUCUUAAUUUUGCAUUAUAAAAAUGUUUUCCUACAUAAAGGCAUCAAUAUAGCAACUUUGUAUAAAGGUAGCUUUUUAGAGUUUAUUUUAUAAAAAAAAAGUCUAAAGAGUUGGGUAUUACCAUUGCCAAAAUCUCUCUCACACAAAAAUUCACGAACUGUUUGAACUUUCCCUUCCCCUCAGUUCUUGUUGAACAUUCCAAGCUUCCUUUUGAGACAAAGUGAUAUUAUACUAUGCAUAGUAUGUUUUUGUUUUCCACCACCAUGUACUACCAUUUAAUUUUGGCUUGCAUUUUCAUUGAGCUUACCAGAUUUCCAUUUUAAAAUGUAUUCCGUAAUAUUGACAACACUGUCCCCUCACCAGUGCCAGCUUCAUAAGAAUUGUAGCAUGGCAAUAAAAUAUUGAUUUUUUACUA
This is a messenger RNA of Eublepharis macularius, 9662 nucleotides long. RefSeq names its product fibroblast growth factor receptor substrate 2 (gene FRS2). NCBI's taxonomy places the organism in Eukaryota, Metazoa, Chordata, Lepidosauria, Squamata, Eublepharidae. Gene Ontology annotation, biological process: cell surface receptor protein tyrosine kinase signaling pathway. The coding region runs from base 251 to 1816 and encodes 521 amino acids. The transcript has 7 exons. The record is from RefSeq and is a predicted model, not a curated record. Gene Ontology annotation, cellular component: cytoplasm; cell-cell junction.